AUGGAGGGGAGGCCACGCAACUACACAAACGGGCCUGGCGACCGUCCCCAGGUCCGUCUGCCCACUGGCGGUCCUAGGGGGCCGCCGUCCGCCACCAGCUCCAGCUCUGGCCCAUCUGGCAUGUCCCGCGCCGAAAGAUUCGACGACGAGCGACGGAGAAUCACUGAGAGCUGCUUCUCCAAGGUGGACGAGCAAGGACAACUCCAGGAAUCGUACAUCACUCACAUCCGCGUUCAAGAAGAUGGCGCAUUCCCCCAGUCCCCGCCUCCACCGAGCGCACCUCCCUCCAACAAGAAGGCGCGAAUCAUCAUGAUCUCUGUGCGGAACACGGGCCGAGUCAAGUUGCACAAGGCCAGAGAAAACGCAAAUGGCACCUUCUCCAUCGGAAAAACCUGGCCCAUGGAGGAACUCUCUGCUGUCGAAAACUACGUACACCUGGAGCCGGCCAAUGAGGAGGAGGCACAGCGUAAGCAGUGGGCUGGAGACAAGGGCUUCACCGUCACCAUUGGAAAGCCGUACUACUGGGAAGCUGGGACUGCGAAAGAGAAGGAGUUCUUUAUUGGAAGUAUGGUCAAGAUCUACAACAAGUAUACUAAAGGAGAUUUCCCCAUCUUGACUGGCUUCAGCGCAACGGAGCUGGGAACUCUGACCAACGGUCAGCCUCAUUUAGCAACGCCCGAGGGUCGUGCUGCAGGUCGUAGUCAAGGUGCCCCCAGUCCAGGGCAACCGCGUCCGAGCCCACCGGAUCAGAGACAAAUGCCUCCCAAGUCGCCUGGCGGACCACUGCGAAAACCCGGAGAAGCUUCGUCGCCAUUGGCUGGGGAUAAUAGAAGGGGUCCGCCUCUAGGGGUAAACCCAAACUUCAGAAGACCCGGAGAGGCCAAUAUUCCAAGGCGACCUGGACGACCAGAUGAUGACCUCCGCCCUGGAAGUAGACCGAGCACAGGCGACGACGCUCGGAGACCUCCACCUUACCCACCAAACUCAAUGACAGCUGCGCCAUCCAUGCCCAACCUUCGGCAGAAGCAACCCAUGGAUCCCAGCAUUCGCUCGCGACCCAGCGGAGAGACCAUGCGAAUGCGUGGUGGUGCUCAGGCACAAAGCCCUCUCACAGCACAACAAUUCGCGGCAAGAAAUCUGACACCGCAAUCCUCCAAUCCAGAGCUUGCUGGUCGGCCUGGGACACCGGAUUCUGGCAACUACCCGUCAAGUCUGAGUCCCGCUCGUGGACAACCUCGUGGAGACGCUCAGUCUCAACGAUCGGAGAGAUCUGUCGAAAAUUCGCCUUUUGAUGGCCCACCUCCAGGUAUCGCACCACCAGAUCAGCGCAGACAGAAUGGGUAUCCCUCGCCCAGAAGAGAUCCUAGAGACCCAUCUCCAAGAGGCCUUAGACCUGGCACAGCCCAGAGUGGCGCGAGGCCAGGUACGGCUCAGAGCAACGCCAGUUCAAGCUUUACUAGACACGAGGAUGCGCCCCCCGAGGAGCCUCCCCAGCGUAAAAGGCCAAUCAUGGAAGCGCGCCCCUCCCAGGCGUCGCAACGGAGUGUGGAUAGCCAGGGCACUGACCCACGUUCCAAUUUCCAGACACCUUCUGCAUCCCCCGCCCCACCACUAGAAGUGCCGCCACGAAGGCGACCAGAAAUACCGGAGAGACUAAAACCUACUUCCCAAGAUAACGUUUCUUAUGCAUCGUCACAGCCUACACCACCGCCUACGUCACCACUCCCUCAGAUACCAACUGCCGCUACAACACAAGCAGCGCCAGCGCCAGUACAGCAAGCAUCCACACCACCAGCCCCUAUACAGGAAACGCCCGUACCGCAAGCACCUGUACAAAGAUCAUCUCCGCCUCAAGCAUCUGCACAGCAAACACCUCCGCCAGUUGAAGCAGCCGCACCUGCAGUGCAACCUUCAACAUCACCCGAUUCAGUCGGGGUCUCGACACCGACAGAAGAAAAAGACGAAGACGCUUCCCACCGGCCCGGCCUUGGUCCCAUGGUGAAGAAGCCGUUGGCCACUAACGAGGCUGCGAACAAGUUUCGAAAGUUUGCGGCGGCUGCAGGUGCUUUCAAGCCCCGUGCCGGUGGUGCUGCUGCGAAGCUUUUGAACAAGGAAACGAAAAAGUCAGAUGAACCAGAUGGGGUCAACGCAGUGUUCGUACCGCAGCGCCAAGUACCCAAAGAGGCGCCCAAAGAAGAAGUCGAGAAGAAACCGGAGGAAGCGCCCAAGCCCGUGCCGGAUAGAUCAUCGAAAGAAAGACCGCAUAUCAACACCGAGGUGGUCCCGUCUGUGACUGUGUCUGGCCCCUUGACGCCAACACAGCCCAGCGCCGUAGAAGAAACGAAAGAGCAAAGCGCGCCACCAACGCCAGAAAAAGUAGCGACCAAAGAAGCGACACCUGAACCUGAAGUGCGACGGAAGAAGCGCCGAUCCAAUCAACAGAUUGUGAACAUCUCAAAGCUUGGAAUAGACCCUAGUAUCAUUGAUGAGCGGGGUUUGGAGUUCGAAAGUAUACUUUCUGAGCUCGGAUGGGGCAGCAACGAGCUUUCUAACAAGCACAUUGAGUUACUAGAAACAGACAUCAAACGCGAAAUUGCUCGUGUUGAAGCUGGAAGCUGGCUCAAUCAUCUGGAACAGAAGGAUGAUCGAGUGGAAGCUGUAGAACGCAUGCUGGAUCGCGCAAUUGCAGAAUGCGACGAGCUCGAGGGGCUGCUGACGUUGUACAAUGUCGAGUUGAGCAGUUUGAACGACGACAUUGCUUUCAUCGAAGCGCAAAGCCAGGGUUUGCAGGUACAGACCGCGAACCAGCGUCUGUUGCAACACGAGCUCCAACAGCUAGUCGACACCAUCUCCAUCACUUCGGAUCAACUUGAGCCUCUAAGACGCGCUCCUAUCGGUAAGAUCAAUGGGCUCAAGGACAUUGAAUUCUCUUUGGUCCUUCUAUACAAAGCGCUGAUCACGAUUGAUCCAUCGUUUGUUUCUGGGGGCCGCUCAGGUGCCACUGAAGAUCUUACCGCGAUGAACGCACGGGCAGGAUUUGGCAAUAGUGACUUGGCAACAAUGCAAGCUCUUCAAGAAAAAAGAGACCGAUAUCUUGGCGAAGGCGCCAUGUUCCUAGACCGGCUCAAGAAACAUAUGAACAUCACCUUCGGUGCAGCAUUCAUGGCAACCAAGGAUGAGCUUUCGAGACUUGAUCACGGCUCUAUGCCAUCGCUGAAGGACAACAUAGACGCCCAUGAUGCAGGUCGAAGCGAGCUUUGGAUGUUAAGUCCAGUGAUGCUAUUUGCAAAGGAAAUUGACAGGGCUUCAUGGGACAUGCUACUUCGCAUGUACCAAGACCAAGCAGCGCAACUUUAUCAGCAAGAGGUCAGGGACAACAUCCUGGCAUGGAGGAAAUUCGCUCGGAAGCCCACUGGCGAGGAACAGGAGUUGCUCUUUACUGCACAAGAGAAAGAACCCGAAAGUAUCACAGGCACGGCAAGAAAGCUGACUGUUAAGCGAAGUCAGACCUUGGCUCGUGGCUUGAGAUCUGCUUCUGGAGAUAAAGAUGCCAAGGCAAAGCCGGCCUCACAAGAUGGCAAGCUACAUGCUUUCGAUGUUUUCGCACGUGUUCUUGAGGACACUGGCCCGGUACUUCUCACAGAACAGAACUUUAUCACCGAAUUCUUCCAUGCUACAUCUACCGACUCGAUCGACUUCCCCGAUGCAGUGCAGGCCGCACCCCCAGAAGAGCGACGUGGGCCAAAUCUCUGGAUACGGAAGCAAUUCGAGGCAGACAGAGCCAUGGCGAAGCUCGUUAGUGGUGUCAUGGAAGAGAUCUUCUCCUUCUGGCCCGCUGAGAUUCAGAGCCUUGUGGACUGGGCCACCAAAGCCGAUCCUUUGCAAGGAGUAGGCAUUCUAUGUGCCGUCGAUCGAAAGCUAGUCGACAUUGAAGAUACGAACCAAGACUUCUUGACGAGAAAUUUGCAAAAGAUACACGAGCGUCUACAAGGGCUAUUUAGCCGCUUUCUGGAUGAGCAAAUACGCGCUAUCGAAGAUACAAAGGUCAAGAUCAAGAAGCGCAAGGGAGUGAUUUCGUUCAUGAAGACUUUCCCUCAUUUCUCCAUUGCUAUCGAGAACAUGCUACCGACUGCGUCUGAGGGCGGAAACCAGCUCGAGAUCAGACGUAUGGUAAAUGAUGGCUAUCAGAGAAUUAACAAAGCCAUGUUCGAGAGCUUAAAGGUCAUUGCGAAAGAAUCGCCUACUGUCAUGGCUUCCCAAGGACAAGGUGAUCCAGAGGACAAGGAGGCGUUGAACUACCACAUCCUGCUUAUUGAGAACAUGAACCACUACAUGGAAGAAGUUGAUGCGCGUCAAGUUUCAGUCCUGGAUCUGUGGAAGGGCAAAGCUCAAGAUGAGUACAAUGAGCACAUGGGUCUCUAUGUCGAUGCCGUCAUCCGAAGACCGCUAGGCAAGCUUUUAGAAUUCAUCGAAUCGACCGAAACCCUCCUAUCUCAGCCCGGCGCGAGUGCACAAGCCAUCUCGCAACGCUCCUCUCACUCUCACUCUGUCUUUAAAAAACUGGCACACUCACAUGAUGCCAAAGACCUACGCAAAGGCAUCGAGGCCUUGAAAAAGCGGGUUGACAAGCACUUUGGCGACGCGGAUGACCCAACCAUCAGUCGAGAUCUGGUGUUCAAGGUGCUGAAGGAGUGCGAGAAGACGUACGUAAAUGUAGCUGAAAGGUUGACGACGAUCAAUCAAGAUGUAUAUAGUGGUGAGGUGGAGAUUGAUUGGAGUGAAAAGGAGGUUGAAGCGGCCUUCCGGAGAUAG
Pyrenophora tritici-repentis Pt-1C-BFP is the source of this 4812-nucleotide messenger RNA. Its product is annotated as Sec3 multi-domain protein. Gene Ontology annotation, biological process: exocytosis; Golgi to plasma membrane transport. Lineage: Eukaryota; Fungi; Ascomycota; Dothideomycetes; Pleosporales; Pleosporaceae. Gene Ontology annotation, cellular component: plasma membrane; exocyst. The record is from RefSeq and is a predicted model, not a curated record. Gene Ontology annotation, molecular function: phosphatidylinositol-4,5-bisphosphate binding.